Centropristis striata (black sea bass) is the source of this 5240-nucleotide messenger RNA. RefSeq names its product polyhomeotic homolog 2b (Drosophila) (gene phc2b). Bases 134 to 2788 code for a protein of 884 amino acids. Gene Ontology annotation, cellular component: nucleus; PRC1 complex. Lineage: Eukaryota; Metazoa; Chordata; Actinopteri; Perciformes; Serranidae. The record is from RefSeq and is a predicted model, not a curated record. The transcript has 15 exons. Gene Ontology annotation, molecular function: protein binding; zinc ion binding.
GGUGUAGAAUAUCAGGAAUAACAGCCAGGGAGAGCGGCCGAAGAGAGGAUCGAGGCUUCAACGCUUACGAUAACGGCACAGGAGAGCCAUUCAGAAGAGUCGGGGGUCAAAGGUGAGAAGAGCAGAGGGCACCAUGGAGAGCGAGCCGGGGGCCCCUGCCUCCACGGCCAACAGCACCGGGACCACCGCCGCCUCCUCCACCACCUCCUCCACCUCCAGCACCACAGCUGCCAGCAGUAGUAGUACCACCUCUAACACUACCACUACUACUUCUACCACUUCCACUAGCAGUAGUAAUAGUAGUAGUAGUAGUAGUAGUAACACUAACAGUAGUGCCAGUAGUAGUACUACAGCGGGGAGACAGGCAGUGCCUCAGAUAUCUGUUUACAGUGGGAUUCCUGACCGACAAACAGUGCAGGUGUUCCAGCAGGCGUUACACAGACAGCCGAACACAGCAGCACAGUACCUGCAGCAGAUGUACGCCGCUCAGCAGCAGCAUCUGAUGUUACAAACAGCAGCCCUCCAGCAGCAGCACAGCCUGCAGGCCGCUGUACAGCAGGCCAGUAUCGCAGCUGGCCGGCAAAGCUCUUCACAGAACGGCACUUCAUCCCAGCAAACAGGAUCUACUCAGGCUACGAUCAACCUGACCACCUCCCCAGCAGCAGCUCAGCUGAUCAGCCGGGCCCAGAGCAUUAGUUCAACCCCCACCAGUAUUUCCCAGCAGGCUGUUCUGCUGGGCAGCCCGUCCAGCCCCACGCUCACCGCCAGCCAGGCCCAGAUGUACCUGCGCGCACAGAUGGCUCAGCAGAGUAACCUGGUGCAGGUGGCGAGGAGCCUGGGCCGGGCGGUGCCUCUGUCCCCGCAGCUCAUCUUCACUCCAACAGCCACAGUGACGGCCGUCCAGUCAGAGAGCUCCUCACAGGCUUCCUCACAGAACCAGGUCCAGAAUCUGGCCAUCCGCGGCCAGCAGGGGGCGACCUCGUCCUCCUCUCAGACUCAGACGCUGCAGGCUCUCAGUCUGAAGCAGAGCCCUGUGCCCAUCCAGCCCGCCUCACUGAUCAAGAACCCCAGCCAGGGAACGCAGGCCUCCGCAGCGGGGAAGGCCGGCUCCUCCGACAGCUCGUCUGAAGCGGCGAAGAAGGGGGACAUCCCCGCUGUCACAGAGGUCCGAGCUAUAAACAUGAGCCGCAGCGUCACGGCCAUCAGCGCUCAGCCCCUCAUUGCUCCAGCGUACACACAGAUUCAGCCCCACUCCCUGGUGCAGCAACACAAGCAGCAGCAGCAGCAGUUUGUGGUCCAUCAGAGUCAAGGUUCCCAGAGGAGCGCAGGCCAGCUGCUGCAAACCGCCUCCAUUCAGCCGUCCCAGCACCCUGUCCCCGUACUGCCCAAACCUGCUCCACACCAGCCCUCCAUGCCCAGCCAGCAGGCCACCAUCUUCCACUCCACCAUCAGCCCCCACGCUCUCCACUCCUCCCUCAACCACGCCAAAGCUCAGCCCGUCCAGCUCACCGCCAUCAAUCUGCAAAUACAGCCCACGGCCUCUCGACUGGUUCAGGACAGUAAAGAUAAGCCAACCUCACUGGUGGUCAGAGAGACGUGUCCAGCCCCCGCCACGCAGCCACAGCAGCCACAACAGCAACAACAGCAGCAACAGCAGCAACCUGCGCCUUCGCCAUCACAACCUGCCAAGCCUGUAGAGCAGCCCAAGGUCGACCCUGUUACGCCAGCUGUUCAGCCACAAGCAGGAGGGGGCGCAACCAAGAGGCCGAGCGCUGCACCUGGGACCCCACCUCCAGCCAUGACUUCAGGAAAUGAGAGUGAGGCGCCCACCGUGACGGGCAGCACGCCGCAGAACGGAGAGAACAAACCGCCCCAAGCCAUCGUCAAGCCCCAGGUCCUCACGCACGUCAUCGAAGGCUUUGUCAUCCAGGAGGGAGCCGAGCCGUUCCCUGUGUGUGUGGAGCGUCUGCCCAUUCUUAUCGACAGUCCAAAGAAGCUGGAUCACCAGCUCUCCUCAGAUCCCGACAAAACCCCCGUCAGCAAUGCAGCAAACAGCGACUCUGAUCCCGAGGACAUGAACCAGCCAGAAAAAGAGCAAGAACCCAAGCUGACCUGUGAAUACUGCGGUUGGGUCGACUUUGCUUACACGUUCAAAGGCUCUAAAAGAUUCUGCUCUGUCGUUUGUGCAAAGAGGUACAAUGUGGGCUGCACGAAGCGGAUCGGCCUUUUCCGUCCAGAGAGGAGUAAACCAACGAAUCGCUGGCGUAGAAGAUCUCAGGGCCGCCCCAGUAUAGAGGCGAAGAAGCAGAAGCUGUCCCCCUCGCCGCAGCAGACUCAAGGCGGCUCCGUGUCCUCGCCGCAUCCCUCGCAGCCCAGUCAGGAGGAGUCCAGCCCGUGUUCGGACAUGUCCAGUUACGAGGAGCCGCCGUCUCCUCUGUCGGCGGCCAGCUCAGGACCCCUGCCUCCUGCUCCGGCCCCGGCUCAGGUCCCCGUCCACCGGCAUCCCAGCAGGGCCUCGGACCAGGAGGGCUGCGCCGUCAGAGAUGCACCUUCACUGUGCCAGCGCUUCUUACCCAACGACCCCACCAAGUGGAACGUGGAAGAAGUUUAUGAGUUCAUCCGUUCACUGCCAGGUUGUCAGGAGAUCGCAGACGAGUUUCGCUCUCAGGAGAUUGACGGACAGGCUCUGCUUCUGUUGAAGGAGGACCACCUCAUGAGCACCAUGAACAUUAAACUGGGACCUGCACUCAAGAUCUUUGCACGCAUCAACAUGCUCAAAGACUCUUAGCAGGACAACAGUGUUGCAUUGAUCUUGCGUUCGUCCAUUUUCGUGUGUGUGGGUGUGUGUUUGUACGUGUGAGAGAGAAGAGCAGUGUGAAACUUUGGCAGAUGAUGUCAUCGUAGCACUGACAACACAGACUGACUGCAGUAUGACCUCGCCUUCUCACCACUACUGGACCGGUUCCACUGAAUCCCCCUUCACCUCGCUCUCACUCACAUUCACCUGCCUCUGCUCAAUAACCGAUCUAUGGGUGUGCCACUAGUCGGUUGCGAUACAUAACUGACAGGUGCUCUUCUACCCUGAAACAGUAUAAACAAUAGAACAUUUCCCAGCUUUAUUUCAAGAAUUUAAAAGAUAGAUUUAUUUCCAUUUACGACUACAGAACAAAAAAUAAAAGGCUACACACUUAACACAAACGCAUCUUGGUAUUCCUUGACUGGACAAACACUCAAGGCUGUCUGCUCCAGGAUUCCAAAACCGGAUGGAGAUGGUGGCUCUUUUUAGGAAAUUUCUCUUAUAUCAUGAAAGAGGUUUAAUGAAAUGUGAUUUUUGAAAAUAUUUGAAGAGAGAAAUAAGCGAUGAAAUUAUUGAAUCCGUCUUUAUUUUAGAUAGACAACGGUUAGUUUAAAUGUUUUUUGGGAGUUUCCAGAGGUGGUGCAUCAUGCUUGAUGCUCCUUUUUUGCAUAAAGAAGCUGAGAUCUGAACUUAAUGCAAACAGCAAAUGUGACGCCCCAUCUCGCUAGACGUUGCUUCCAGAAUAACUUGCACAGCUGCUUAUGAAUGAGAAAACAUGGAAAUAAUCGACCCGGCUGACACGUGUUGGUGAUAUUAGACUUGCCGCCCAUGUUUACCUGCACUCACAGUAAGGACUGUGGCAAACUCUCUAACAAAAUGUUAAUCCUAACAUUAAAUAAGUGAAUAUUUUUGCUCUUCACACCUCAAAUAGAGCUUUCUCUGGAUAUCCAGUCUGAAUCCAUAACAAGGCAUGAACACAUUGCAUUUGGACUAUUCAAUCCACCAAACCGGAUUUGGUUUUGGUCUUGCUGACAUUGUGUUCAGGGGCCUGUUUGUAAAGUGAGUUUACCAAAUAAACCAGGCUUAUUUCAGUUACAUAAAAUGGCUCAAUUUAUUAAACAGGCCCUUGAUUUGGCUCACAUUUUGAUCUGAUCUCAGCAGGUGUGAACGGCAUCCAUACUGUAUUUUUGUUUAUUCUUUUAAAGAGAGUCAAGAAGAAAAGAAGCUCCCCGUCAGACAGCAACAAAUCUCCUUUUCUCUGCAAAAACAGAACCUUUGCUUUCCUCCACUUGAGACGUGCUUUUACGUUUUAUUUUGCAUCUAAUGACCUGAUCAUAAUGCAGGCAGAACUGGGAUACCAAGGACUCUUAUUAAUACUAGGUUUAGAUAAAAAGGUCUUAAUUAAAUGCCAUUACCAAGAUACAGAGUCGCUGAAAACAGCAGGUGUAAAUGGGGGCUCGGAUUUGGCCCAAGAACAACAAAAAGCUGUUCAAUUUUAAAGGAAAAAAGAAGGUAAUUAGAAAGUUGAGAUAAUAAGUCGUGCCAAAGUGCACUUACUGCUCUGUGGUGUCAGGGUUGGGUCAUACUGCAACACGGUCAUUACUGAAUUAAGGCAUUGAGACACAGUUACGUCUGAAUUAAUUAUUAAUAUUAUUAUAUUAUUAGAGAUGUUUUUUGUACAGUUUUGUUGGUGUGUGAAUGAAAGAGCCAUUUUUCUUUGUGUGGCUGGGAACAGAAGAUUGCAUUCAUUAAUUUUCUCAUUUUUAUUCAGGAGAUGCUCCUUUGCCUUUUUUCUCACAAUAAGACUCUCACGGCUCUCGAAUACAAAGCUUGAAUGCAGAGUAGACCGUUUAAGCAGCUUCUUUUGUGACAUUGAUUUCCCUUUCAUGAGGAACUCGCCAGUUUUUCUCCUGUAGAUUUAAACUGCUUACAAAUGAUUUUUCACCGCUUAUUCAAAAUGAUUUACUAAAAUAUGACAUUGAUUUCUCGUCUUGGUUUCAUAGGAGGACACUAAGUUAUCUGAGGAACAAUUCAGCUGUGCUGCACUCUUCACACAGCCUGACUUUUGGCACUUAUUUUCCUUCUGGUUUCCUUUAAUGUUAGGAGACCUAAAGUGAGAGUAGCAUCUGCAGCAAUGUAACACGUUUAUAUGUACAUAGCAGCUCAAAUGAGGAGAAAGACUGAAACUAAGUGUGAAGCUGUCUUUUUUUUAAGUUAAACUUAUUUUAAAACAGAAAUUUAAUGGUGUUCAAUAUUUUGAAAUAUGCAAAUGUAUAAAUAUCAUUUUUUAUGUUCUUUUUUCUAAUGAAAUAUGAUCAAAUCUAUUUGUGUUUUGUGGCUGUGAUCAAAGGUCAACUUUUUUAGAUAAGGCUUUGUCAAAUGCUUGUAUUUAUCAAAACAGUUUGUUACAACAUUUUGCAAUUAUAAAUAAUUUGCAAUACAA